GCCAAACGCACCUUUAAGCAGCAUAUGUCCUGAGACUUUGUGGAAACUUCUUGAGAGGACUGAAGAAAGUCAAUCUCCAACAGGAGCGAGAGAAGCAGAGAGCAGUGCAGAGGACCAUCCGCCUACAAAGUUUCACCUCUGCGGACAUCCGAGGCUUAGUAAAGUCCAGAAGAGCUCUGCAUUCUCCCGCUAUAAACUGACCUGUGAGAAGAGCUUGCGGUGGAUGUAAGAGCGCUCAAGGCAGAAGAAAUGAGCAGAGGAACAGUAAACGAGCUGCACGGAUGCCAGCGCAACUUCACACUGAUCAUCGUGCUGCUCGUAGUCCACUGCGGCGCAGAGAUUCCUUCAGACCCAAAUGUGGUGGCCGCCUCCAGUUGGAACAUGUCCAGCGGAGCUGAAAGAGAUCACUUUAUAAGGCUGGAUGCCCCAAUGAAUAACAUCACUACCUCCCUUGGACAGACAGCUGAGUUACAUUGCCACGUUUCAGGGAAUCCACCACCCACAGUCCGCUGGCUUAAAAACGAUGCCCCUGUGGUCCAGGAACCGCGGCGUGUCUCUUACCGGCCCACUCCGUAUGGCUCCCGUCUGAGAAUCCGAAACCUGGACACCACAGACACCGGCUACUUUCAGUGUGUGGCUACCAACACCUAUGGCACAGUAUCUACCACAGGAAUCCUGUUUGUCAAGUUUGAUCCGGCUCCCACCCCUCUGCCUGGAAGGCCUUCACCAGAUGAUUUUGAUGAGGAAGGUUUCUGCCAGCCAUACAGAGGAAUCGCGUGUGCUCGCUUCAUAGGAAACAGGAGUAUCUUUGUGGACUCACUGCAGAUGCAAGGCGAGAUUGAGACCCAAAUCACAGCGGCGUUCACCAUGAUUGGCACCUCCAAUCACCUGUCAGAUCGCUGCUCCCAGUUUGCUAUCCCAUCCCUGUGCCAUUUUGCCUUCCCGACAUGUGACCGCAGCUCUGGCAUGGACAAACCGCGGGACUUGUGCAAGGACGAGUGUGAGAUUCUGGAGAACGACCUGUGUAAGACAGAGUACAUCAUCGCUCGCUCCAACCCCCUCAUCCUCAAGCGCCUCAAACUGCCCAACUGUGAAGACCUGGCCGCUUCAGACAGUCCCCAGUCUGCCAACUGUAUGAGAAUAGGCAUCCCAAUAGCUGAGACCAUAAAUAAAAGCCACAAAUGUUAUAAUAACAGUGGUUUGGAUUAUCGCGGGACAGUCAGCGUGACUAAAUCUGGUCGUCAGUGUCAGCCGUGGAUCUCUCAGUAUCCCCACAGCCACACCUUCCUGGCCAUGCGCUACCCAGAGCUCAACGGGGGACAUUCCUACUGUCGCAACCCCGGCAACAAGCACGACGCCCCCUGGUGCUUCACCCUAGAUGAGGGAGUGCGCAUGGAUUUCUGCGACAUUCCUCCAUGUGAUUUGCCCAAGCAUGGCGGCAGCAGUAUGGGGAUCCUGUACAUCCUGGUACCAAGUGUUGCUAUACCGCUGGCCAUUGCCCUGCUGUUCUUCUUCAUCUGUGUUUGCCGAAACAACCAGAAAGCCUCACGUCCACCAGCCCCACGUCAGCCCAAACCAGUACGCGGCCAGAACGUGGAGAUGUCCAUGCUCACGGCAUACAAACCAAAGAGCAAAACCAAAGAACUUCCUCUGUCUGCAGUGCACUUCAUGGAGGAGUUGGGCGAGAGCAACUUUGGUAAGAUCUACAAAGGCCAUCUGUACCUGCCAGGCAUGGAGCAAGCUCAGCUAGUGGCCAUCAAAACACUGAAGGACAUCUCAAGUGCACAACAUUGGGGCGAUUUCCAGCAGGAAGCAUCUGUCCUGGCAGAACUUCAUCAUCCUAAUGUGGUUUGUCUCCUGGGUGUCGUGACCCAAGAGCAGCCCGUCUGCAUGCUCUUCGAGUUCCUAGCCCAAGGGGACCUUCACGAGUUCCUCAUCAUGCGCUCUCCUCACUCAGACGUGGGCUGCAGUAGCGACGAAGACGGUACCGUCAAGUCCAGCCUCGAUCAUGGAGACUUCCUUCACCUGGCCAUCCAAGUUGCAGCUGGGAUGGAGUACCUCGCAAGCCACUUUUACGUCCACAAAGACCUUGCGGCAAGAAACAUCCUGGUUGGUGAGCAACUUCACGUCAAGAUCUCUGAUCUUGGCUUUUCAAGAGAAAUCUACGCUUCAGAUUAUUACCGAGUCCAACCCAAAACACUCGUUCCAAUUCGCUGGAUGCCACCAGAAGCCAUCAUUUACGGGAAGUACACAACAGACUCGGACAUUUGGGCAUUUGGUGUGGUUCUGUGGGAGAUCUUCAGCUUUGGCCUGCAGCCCUAUUAUGGUUUCAGCAACCAGGAAGUGAUAGAGAUGGUGCGGAAGAGGCAGCUGCUGCCCUGCCCAGAGGAUUGUCCUCCUCGCGUGUACGUGCUGAUGACCGAGUGCUGGCAGGAGGGUCCCGCUCGACGGCCGAGAUUCAAAGACAUCCACUCCCGGCUCCGUGCUUGGGAGGGUCUGUCCUCCCACGCCAGCUCCAGCACACCAUCCGGAGGCAACGCCACCACCCAGACUACCUCUCUGAGCGCCAGCCCCGUCAGCAACCUCAGCAGCCCGCGCUAUGCUGGAUACAUCUACGGAGCUCCGCAGAGCAUCCCACCGGGACAAAUUGCGGGCUUCAUGGCAGCACAGAUGCCCCAAAACCAGCGUUUUAUACCUGUAAACGGAUAUCCUAUCCCAACGGGCUAUGCUGCCUUCCCUGCUGCCCAUUUCGCUGCAACUCAGGGCCCUCCACAGGUGGUGCAGCACUGCCCUCCGCCGAAGAGCCGUUCGCCCAGCAGCGCCAGCGGCUCCACCAGCACGGGUCACGUGACCAGCGUCCCCUCCACAGGCUCCAAUCAUGACGCCAAUACGCCUUUGCUUUCUCAUUGUGUCACUCUGACACCCAUGACAGCACUGCAGGGCGGCACAAUGCAAGUGUUUGGACAUAUGGCACAGAAGGCCAUGCAAAUAGACCCGAGUCAGGCGGCGCUGCUGGCUGACACUAACAGACUGAUAUACAGUGAAUCCAUCAUUACUGCAGAUUUGUGAAUUUGUCCCGUAUAUUGAUUUAUUGAAUUAUUGAUAUUUUAAUUUUGUUUUCCUUCCUUGUAAAUAUGUAAUAGCCUGAAAAAAAUUCAAAAGUUUAUAUUUUAAUGUCGUUUUAUAAAUGUGUCUUAAAGGGAUAGUUCACCCAAAAAUGAAAAUUCUGUCAUGAAUUACUCACCCUCAUGUCGUUCCAAACCUGUAAGACCUUUGUUUAUCUUCAAAAACACUGUUUAAGAUAUUUUUGAUGAAAUCGGAGAGCUUUCUGAUCCUGCAUAGACAGCAAUCUUGGAUUUCAUCAUAAAUAUCUUAAUUUGUUUUCCAAAGAUAAACAAAUGUCUUAUGGGUUUGGAAAGUCAUGAAGGUCCAUAAUUAAUGACAGAAUUUACAUUUUUGGGUGAACUACUCCUUUAAAAGAAACUUGUAUAUUCACAUAUUCUCUGUGAAGUUCAUGCCACUUUUUUGACUUCGUAUGACUAAAUGUGGCCUUAAAAUGUCCUAUUUCCAACCAGAGCUUUGAAAUCAUGCUCUUUUUUUACUCAAAUUAUUUUCGACAGAGCUGUGGGUUCAUCAUCAGUUCUGUCUGCUUUUUCACACUUCAGAAUGUCUUGGUCUCUGUCCUGUCAUUUCAUUUUGGACUUGAAUCAGUUAAAUUGCAAUGUUGUCACAUUGAAAUCCAACCCUAUAGCCAGUUCCCAAAUUAAGGGAAUGAUUUUGCAAAUGUCAAUCACUGAUGCCUUCAUGUGAAAAAAAAAAAUGUUGCUUUAAUUAUGGUGCCUGCAUUUUAUUAUGAAGUCAGGCAUUUGUACAUGUGGGAGAGAAAUUGAAAUAAUUUCAAUACACGAGACGCAUUCGCUGUAAGCCAGUGACUUCUCAGGCAACAUUUGUGUUUCUAAGAGCCAGGCUUUUGAAGUGGCAACCGUGUAGCUGCAACAAAAUAGAAGAAUUAUGGUGCUAACCAAGCAAAUAUUUAAACAUCUUAGUAUUUAUUUCGUGCUAGGUGUUAAAGAGAUGGUUUACCCUAAAAAUAGCAUUUUAUCAUCAUGUACUCAUUUUGUAAUCGGCUGAAGAAAACAUAUCCAGGUUUGGAUCAAUUUGAAUGUGAGUGAAUUACGAGGGGAAUAAAAAUUGGUGAAUCCCUUUAGAUCAAAAUUGGGCAGAAACCUACAUGUAUACACAAACUGACUGCUUACUUUUAGAUUAUUAUUUUUUCUCAACUGUCAUGGAACAACAUGCAUAAAAUAGUGUGAUAAAUUGAUGAAGAAAUCAAAGAUGAUAGGAUGUGACACAAUCAUUGGUUUCAGAUGUGCCUUUUUGCGUUCCUACCUCCAGUCAUUAUACAGCAUUUUUUCAGCUUUCGACAAAGCCCAGAUUAUUCAUAUAAUCUUUUGACUCAGAGUAAUAGGCCUCUAACUGAAAUUCAGGCAACAAGAAAACAUUAUCGUUAUUUUUAUAUUCUGUACAUGCCUAAACCCAGAGUACACAUUAUUAUUUUAAACUGUCUGGAUAACAAUUUUUUUUGUCUAAACGAGUCGUCAAUUUUUCACAUCACUGUUUAGCAAAGCAUGUGUGAAAUCUGUCCUAAAACUGACGCUCAACUUUUUCUACAAUAAACUCCUCACUACCUAUAGAAUGUAAUGCCUAAAUAUUCCUCUAGAGGUCAGUGUCACUCUGUGACUCUGAUCGAAUGAAGUUCUUUGUAUUUGUCUCAUGUUAAUGCUAUAUGUGCUUUUGAUUUUCUGCUUUCAUUUGAUGUUUGUUAACUUUAUCCUCUCUCUGGGUUAGUAGCUUGUUUAAUCUCUUGCGAUUUCACAGAAACAGAGAUUAAUCAAUUUUCGCAAGCAGCUGUAUGUCAUGUUCAUUCUCAUUUUGGUUUGUUGCUAUGCAACUGUUUAAUUCAACGACGCCCUUUUCCUGUGUUGAAGUCAAUCAAGAAUUGAUCUUUUAUGCAGGUUACAGUGUUUGUGAAGACAUGAUUGCUUAUGACCUAUGAAAUGCCUUUUGGACAAUCUCCUGAUGCGUCAUGACAUUUCAUGAACAGAUGUUUUGCAUGAUAAACUGAUGUGUAGAUCAAUGGUUUAUUUUUAUAUGAUUUGUCACACAAUUUUACAUCAAUAUUGCAGUCUUAUUAUUGUACGUCUGAACAUACGUUGUGUUGACAUUAUAAAAGCCUCUUAAAG
This is a messenger RNA of Carassius gibelio (silver crucian carp), 5243 nucleotides long. It is a transcript of the gene ror1, whose product is annotated as receptor tyrosine kinase-like orphan receptor 1. The record is from RefSeq and is a predicted model, not a curated record. The transcript has 9 exons. Gene Ontology annotation, biological process: multicellular organism development; protein phosphorylation; positive regulation of kinase activity. Bases 250 to 3069 code for a protein of 939 amino acids. Gene Ontology annotation, cellular component: signaling receptor complex. Gene Ontology annotation, molecular function: protein binding; protein kinase activity; ATP binding. Lineage: Eukaryota; Metazoa; Chordata; Actinopteri; Cypriniformes; Cyprinidae.